AUGGCGCCUGCUCGCCACCUGCUCGAGAAACUCGAACGAGCUGGGAGCGCCCGCGUCGCGGUGGUCCGUAGCGCCCUCUACUUGCCUCUUUUUGUUCUCUCGCUGCUCCCCCUGGCCUCUUUGUUUCCUCCGUCGCAGGCGGCAGACCUGCCCCCGGCUGAUCAAAUUGUGCCCGCUGAGCAAGACCCACCCCUCGGCGGCGCCGUCCGCAUUCCGUUCAGAGUGAACCCGCAGUACGGCCCGCGCUGUGACGCCUUCGAAGGCCCGCGGCAGUUCUGGUCGCCGCCCGCCACCGGCAGUCACCAGUACUGGCAAAUGACCGUCCCGCCGCCGAGAACUCAUCCGCCUCUCGUCGAUUUGCGGGCUUACGGCACGGUGGGGAUGUACGAGGCCCUGCCGGUCAGGCCCCUGUUUCCGCCUGCGGAGGGUCGCCCGGGGCUCGCCAAAGUCCACGCGCCGGUCGUGCAUGCCAAGCCAUGGCUGGAGCUGCGUCCCGACAGCACGAAUAUUCCCGCUAAGAAUAUCAACAAUUUUUACAUGAUCGGAAAGGCCGCCGGAACUGUCAUCAUGUGGGGUCUGCGGGAAAUCCUGCAGCAGCUCCAAACAGGGACGCCGACCACUGCGCAGCUCACAGCCGCGGUUCAGCUGGUGACGCGGAGCGGGGACUUACUCGAGCAGUUGCGAAACGGGCAGCAGCAGGCGCUGUCUGCGUUCAACGGCCUGCUGGCCCUCGUGGCCAAGGAACUCCCUCAGGCAGACUUGCGUCUCUUCCGCUUCUGGGGACUCGCGGCAAACAUGCCCAACAGGCCAGACCAUCCAGACACCCUCUACGUGCAUUCCAUGGAGAAGCAGCGCUGGCGCCUGGCGAACGAGCUGCUGCGCGUGCUCAACCUGAUUCCGGGGGAGACUGUCAACGCCAGGCUGGUUGACUGCGACCACAUCGCGUUCACGGCGUACUCGUCCGACCUGAAGGAAAUCUUUCCAACCCGCGCGCAGAAGAAGCACUUUUGCAGGUUCAGCGUGACCGGCUGGCUCAUCUAUGCGGCGCGCCAGAUCUACGACAUGGCGAACGCCGCGCUAUCCGGCGGCGACGACAGCGUCCGGCCUCUGCUCGCAGAGAUCCAGAAUACCCUCAAAACGAUUCAGGCGACAGCUGCCGAGAUGAAGGCUCUCUUCCCUGCCGUCGAAGAACAUCUCAAAGCUGUGCUUGGCGGAACGCAGCAGUAA
This is a messenger RNA of Besnoitia besnoiti, 1227 nucleotides long. RefSeq lists its product as uncharacterized. The transcript has a single exon. The record is from RefSeq and is a predicted model, not a curated record. Lineage: Eukaryota; Apicomplexa; Conoidasida; Eucoccidiorida; Sarcocystidae. The coding region runs from base 1 to 1227 and encodes 408 amino acids.